AAAUAAAUAAUCAACAUGUGGUGGCUCGUCGUACUGAUGUUUGUGCGGGGUAUUAUGUACGCCCAAGGUGCCUGCGAACCAAUAAGAAUAGAAAUGUGUCGUGGUUUUGGCUACAAUGUGACAACAAUGCCGAACCUAGUUGGAAAUGAGAUCCAGAGUGAUGCAGAAUUUAUGUUAUCAACCUACAAUCCAUUGUUACAAUAUGGCUGCAGUGCCCAGCUACAGCUGUUCCUCUGUUCGGUUUAUGCACCAAUGUGCACGGAAAAGGUACCCUCGCCCAUUGGUCCCUGUAGAGGACUAUGCGAGCAGGUACGAGCACGGUGCAUCCCGGUCCUCCAUGGUUUUGGUUUUACCUGGCCAGCGACAUUGAACUGUUCCAAGUUCCCCCCAGAAAACAAUCACGAGCAUAUGUGUAUGGAGGGGCCUGGUGAACCUGGACCAGUGCAUCCGGUGCAGGCUUUCGCGGCUGGUCCAUGGGGAUGCUCCUGGUAUGCAAAAUCUGCCCUGUACAUAUUCCUGAAUCGUUCCGGAAGAUGCGCUGCCGCCUGCGACGCGGACAUCCUCUGGAGUCAAAGAGAGAAGAAAUUGACUGAAGCUUGGAUCACAGCAUUUGCGACUGUCUGUCUGAUCUCUGUAGCUGCUGCCAUCCUUACCCUCCUAAAACCACAGAGGCGGCAUACCACUAGUACAGCCGAGAGGGCUAUUGCCUGUCUGGCUAUUUGCCAUGCGGCUGUUGCUGUUGGUUACGUGAUACGAUUGGCUGCUGGUAGAAUGUCUGUUGCGUGCACCCAGGCUAUACCACUUCAUCCUCAGGAUCAGUCGAUCAUCUCGCAGAAGCAGCAGCAAUACCUUACUCAGGAUGGCCUAGCAAAUCCAUACUGUGCCGUAGUCUUCCUUCUUCUCUACUACUUUGGGAAUGCUGCCAGCGUAUGGUGGGUCGUCGUAUGUGCCUGGUGGUGCAUCGUUGCAAGGAGAUGGACGAAAUCUCCUCGAAACAACAAGGACGAAGGAUUUGGUCUUCAGCAAGGAUUCUCAACCGUAGGUGCUGUCGCUGCAUGGGGAUUGCCUGCAGCGCACACCAUAGCCGUGCUUGUAACAAGGGACGUGGACGCAGACGAAUUGACCGGAAGCUGCUUCGUCGGCCAGCAGAGCACGCGAUCGCUUCUGGUACUCGUACUGGCACCUCAGUUCAUCUACCUCUCCUUCGGGGUGACUUUCCUACUGGUGGGAAUGGCUGCCUUGUUGCUAUCGAGACCCACCGUCGCACCACCGCCUGUUUUGAGUCCACUGAGUCCUAAUCCAGCGCCACGUCUUAGGGACGUUGCGAAGUCUCCGAUUGAGACGUAUAGACGUCAGAAGAUUCUGAUGACCAGGGUGGGCAUCUUCUCCAGUAUCUAUGCUCUGGUUAUGAUCUGCAUCACCAGUACCACGUUCUACGAGUGGUGGGGUCGGGAUUACUGGUUACGUGCACCGGAACCAUCGACAACCCCCAAAGUGCCAUCGAAGCCCAUACUACAGUUCUUCGUACUGCGACUCGUCGUCUCCUUGGGAGCUGGCAUCCUGGCCGCCGCCUGGAUCUGGUGGCCUAACAUAAUGGCUAUAUGGAGACGCUUGCCACCCUGCAAACAACCACCGCACAAGUGCCAUCCUCACACUAUACCUACUCCUGUCGUGCAUCGUUACAGCGCUGGGUCUACCAGUCCGACGCCUCAUCAAAAUCAUCAUCUGAGUCAUCUAGCACCCCAGCAUCCCUUGCUGCAUAAGCCUAUCGUUACUAAUGGUCAGAUGCCACAUAGAAGUCAUAAAAAGCACAGAAAGCACCGGAAGCAUCAUAGUGGUAGCGAGACUCAAGUGUAA
Molecule: messenger RNA, 1857 nt
Organism: Cephus cinctus (wheat stem sawfly)
Lineage: Eukaryota; Metazoa; Arthropoda; Insecta; Hymenoptera; Cephidae
Product: frizzled-4
Exons: 6
Biological process (GO): canonical Wnt signaling pathway; non-canonical Wnt signaling pathway
Cellular component (GO): plasma membrane
Molecular function (GO): Wnt receptor activity; Wnt-protein binding
Source: RefSeq, a predicted model, not a curated record